Bombus huntii is the source of this 1347-nucleotide messenger RNA. RefSeq names its product odorant receptor 46a-like. NCBI's taxonomy places the organism in Eukaryota, Metazoa, Arthropoda, Insecta, Hymenoptera, Apidae. The record is from RefSeq and is a predicted model, not a curated record. Bases 97 to 1272 code for a protein of 391 amino acids. Gene Ontology annotation, cellular component: plasma membrane. Gene Ontology annotation, molecular function: odorant binding; olfactory receptor activity. The transcript has 4 exons. Gene Ontology annotation, biological process: sensory perception of smell; detection of chemical stimulus involved in sensory perception of smell.
UGAUAGUAUAAGACCUAAUUGUUCGAAGGCACUUGAUCGUUCGAUCUUUCCUAACGCGGAGUUUAAGUAAGACAAAUCAUACCGCAAAUAUUGAAAAUGCACGUACUACGAUGGACAUUCAAACUUUUCAUCGCCAGCGGAUAUUUUCUACCGCCCACGUUGAAGUCUCCGACGAAACGCUUUCUGUAUAAUUUAUAUACGGUUUUCAUGACGAUGUACUUGUGGAGCUACUCCCUCACGCUAAUCAUGGACAUUUUCUACAACGUGGAAACGCAGGACGAUUUGAGUGAGAAUUUUAGCGUGACUGUCACGGUACUUAUCACGAGUUGCAAAUUUGUCAGCUUAGUCUUAGGGCGAAAAACUAUCAUAAAUAUAUUGGGUCUACUGAAGAAGAAGCCCUUUGUGCCGGAGAACAAUGAGGAAGUAGAAAUUUACGCGAAAUACGACAAUCUAAUUGAGAAAAUCGCAAUGUUUUAUACUAUUCAAAACGCAUUCUGCGUGCUUUCUUUAAUAGUAGCGACAUUGAUGACUGAUUUCAAAUUAAAAAAAUUAGCGUUUCGCGCCUGGUUACCUUUCGAUUUCACUUCCUCGUGGUUUACUUUUUCUAUGACAUUCAUUUACCAGUUCGUCGGUUCAAUGGUCAUCUCCGCCGGUAUCAGUAUUUUCGACACGUUGUUCGCCGGCCUGUUGCUUCAAAUCUGUUGUCAAUUCGAGAUACUGGUGAAUCGCCUGCACAAUAUCGGAGGAGAUGAAAUUCUAUCGUUAAAACACUGCGUUCGGCACCAUAAUGCAAUAUACAGAUUCGCCGAAAUGGUAAAUAAUUUGUUUAGCAAAAUGAUGUGCGUGCAAUUUAUGGUAAGCGCAGCCGCCAUAUGCUUCAACGUUUAUCGAGUAACAGAAUCAAACGCUGGUUCGCAAUUAAUAGGCUCGGUACUGUUUAUUUUUUCCGCCUUACUUCAAACGUUUUACUUUUGUUGGUUCGGAGAUGUAGCGAAAUUAAAGAGCCUCGAUAUUCCUAAUAUGAUAUAUCAUAGCGAUUGGACAAAUUUGAGCAACGACGCCAAGAAAAUGCUUGUGGUAAUCAUGGCACGUUCAUUGACGCCUGUUGAGAUUACAAGCGCCUAUAUUUUACCAAUGAACUUGGAAUCUUUCAAGGGUGUCAGUAUCUAUGUAAAAAUACAUUAUAGCAGUGAGUGGAAAAUUAGAUUAAUGCGAAUACUCAAUAAACUGAGUAAUUCGCAGUGUGAAACAGAUAUGAGCCUAAAAUACUAGGCGUAGCUAUUGUAUUAUAUUUAUUUAUAUCAUUUUCGUUGAAUCCGAAAGAUCCUACCUUUUGAAAUAGAUGGC